GGAGUACAGACCCCUUGGGAACAGUGUAGGGGUGGGCUUGGGGAUGAAAUAGGGAAGCCUGUGCAGCACUGGGGAACAGAAGGACAGAGAGACACCACAGACAGGCAGGAGAGUGGGGCGUGACCCCUCCAAGGGGCUCCGUUCUCAGCGCCCCUCUCCUACACCUCUCAGGCCCCAGCGGAACCCACCAUGCUCCAGGCCACCACCUGCCUCAAGCACCAGGGGGAUGGCAGGGAGAGCCCCCCACUGCCACCACCAUCCGAAUCCCUGCUUGUCUCCCCUCCGGAGACACUGUUCCGACAGGGAAGUGGGGUCACCUACCGCAUCCCAGCUCUGCUCUACAUUCCCCCGGAUGAAUCCUUCCUGGCCUUUGCCGAGAAACGCUCCUCAGCCCGGGACGAGGACGCCAAGUACCUGGUGCUGCGUCGGGGCUGCCAGCACGGCUCCUCGGUCAAGUGGGGUCCGGUGGAGGAGCUGUCGGCGCUGGCACUGCCCGGCCGCCGCACCAUGAACCCGUGUCCGCUCUUCGAUGCCAGGAGCGGCACCAUCUUCCUCUUCUGCAUCUGCGUGGAGCAGGGGAAGACGGAGCAGCACCAGAUCUGGAGGGGGUGCAGUGCCGUGCGCCUCUGCUUCGCCACGAGUGCCGAUGGCGGCCGCAGCUGGGCCCCGCUGCAGGACGUGACAGACGAGGCCGUUGGCGCCGACCUGUCCCGCUGGGCCACCUUUGCUGUGGGGCCAGGCCACGGCAUACAGCUGGAUUCGGGGCGGCUCGUGGUGCCGGCGUACACCUACUACAUGCAUGGGAGCCUCUGCGGGGCCGCGCGGCUGCCCUGCUCCACCCGCCAGCACUCUCUCGUCUUCUACAGCGAUGACGGCGGGCGCCGCUGGCACAAGGGCGCCCUGCUCGCUGGCAAGCGCACGGGCGAGUGCCAGGUAGCCGAAAUCCACGGCGCCCACCCGCCCCUGCUGUACUGCAGCGCCCGCGCACCGCGUGGCUGCCGGGCCGUGGCACUCAGCACGGACCGCGGGCUGCGCUUCCAGCGCCCGACGCGGUGCCCGGCGCUGGCCGAGCCGCCACAUGGGUGCCAGGGCAGCGUAGUGAGCUUUGCCGCGCCCGCCGGCACCGCCGGGGUGCCCACGUGGCUGCUCUACUCCCACCCCACCAGCCGGCACCACCGGCGCGAUUUGGGUGUCUAUGUGAACCCGUCGCCGCUGGACGGGGCGGGCUGGCGGCGCCCGUGGGUGCUGCACGCGGGGCCUGCUGGGUAUUCCGACCUGGCCGUGUGUCCUGGCAGAAUUUUCGGCUGCUUGUUCGAGUGCGGCACUGCCAGUGCCUGUGAGGAAAUCGUCUUCUGCCUCUUCACCCUGGACUCCUCUGAUCAGAACCUCAAGGCUUCCUAAAACAGGCCUGUUUUACUCAAGAGGGUCACUCCUGACUGCUGGCAUCCUGGUCCAGACCUCACCAGCAUGUUUUGGAUGCUCCAGAGGCUCAGCAUCGCGUAGCUUUUGUUUAAUUUUAUAUUUAAUUAUUGCUUUUUAAUCACCCAGUCAGGUGGUGGUGGUGGACAAUCUGCUGCAGGUUGGCCGAGGGGUGCUGGCACAGCACCCAAAAUGCUGCUGCCGCUCCAAAAAUCGGCGUUUUUCACCUGGUAGCAGCAAAAAAGUGCCACCAAGAGCAGCUGGUUCCCUGAGGAAGAAGUCCCCUAAAGUCUUGAUUUUAAGUUAAAAAUGUUUCCAGUUUCUGUGUCCCCCUCAUGUGGCAGAGAGAAUUCCUAUUUUUUUAAUCCUGUUUUCUUCCUCUUGCCUGCUUUGGGCCUGUAUUCCCAUAGGAAAAAGAACUCCAGUCUUGCGGGGAUUUUUUUAUUCUGCUCCAUAGGAAUAGGUUGUGGCAUCCUGACGGCGACAGCAACCUCACAGUCCCCUGCUACUUGCAAAUAAAGUCCUCCCAAAGCAGGUGAAA
Messenger RNA from Pseudopipra pipra, 1960 nucleotides. It is a transcript of the gene NEU3, whose product is annotated as neuraminidase 3. Bases 190 to 1401 code for a protein of 403 amino acids. The record is from RefSeq and is a predicted model, not a curated record. Gene Ontology annotation, biological process: ganglioside catabolic process; oligosaccharide catabolic process. Lineage: Eukaryota; Metazoa; Chordata; Aves; Passeriformes; Pipridae. The transcript is spliced from 3 exons. Gene Ontology annotation, cellular component: intracellular membrane-bounded organelle; membrane; cytoplasm. Gene Ontology annotation, molecular function: exo-alpha-sialidase activity.